AAAUCAGAGAAACGUUUUUCUCACGGGUAGGUCUUUGAGCUGUUAGAUAGUACUAAUAUAGUCUAAGCUUGAAGAGUUUCUAUGCUUGCUUUGUAUUCAGCAUCUCUGCCCUAUACAAAAUGACUUUACAAAGUGUUAUAGCCUUUCAUUUAAUUAUCUGUCUCUUAUAUUUAUUCCAUGGAGAAGCUGAGAAAUCAUGUCCAGAUGUAGCUUGCAGAGAAGAAGGUCCUUCCGUCCGUUUUCCCUUUUCGCUUAAAGAUCGACAGGCAGAGAGUUGUGGUUACCCAGGGUUUGAAUUAUCCUGCUCUGAGAGGAACGAAACACUGAUUGAAUUUCCAUGUUCAGGGCAGUUUUUCGUGGCUGGAAUAGAUUACGAGAGGCAGAAUAUUUACAUCGGAGACCCCCAGGGUUGCAUGCUUAGAAGGCUUAAAAACUUGACCGUCACUGGUAGUCCUUUCACGAUUUACCGGCCCGACUAUUACACACUGCUCGACUGCUCGCCAAGAAUUGAAACGUCAGACUCAGGAACAGUACUGAUAGAUUGUCUCAGCAGUUCCAAUCAUCUUGUUUAUGCUGCCCCUGCUUCAACUGUCAUGAGUCUAGAUCUUCUAUUUUCUUGCCACUUCAUUGCAAAUGUUACCUCAUCUUCUAUGGAUGGUUACGACCAAUGUCUCUUGGGACGAACUUCUAAUUUUAAUUCUUUUGACCGUAUUUGGUUGCCCAGUUACGGUUUUGAAGAAAGAGCAAAAAAAUGUCGAUUGAUGGGACGUUCUAAUUUUAAUUAUUUUGACCGCAGUUGGUUGUAUAAUUUUACAAAACUACGGUGGGUAAUACCGGGGUGCGGUUUAGAUUGUCGAGAAAGAGGAGGAGAAUGCCGAUUGAAGGGAAAUAAUAGUUUACAAGUCGAAUGUUUCAAUGAAUAUAUUCCUCCAAAUGGAAUUCCCCAGUAUGAAGAUGGAAUUCCCCAAUAUGAAGAGAAAUCCUUAGAGCAUAUCAUUAAAGGUGUGAGUAUCGGAAUUUCUAUUGGAGUUCUUACUCUAACGCUCAUGGUCACAUUAAUUAUCUUGUACUUGAGAUCAAGAAGAGCAGAGGUAGAGGAGAAUCGAAAGAAAAUUAAGAAAUUUUUGGAAGAUUUUAGGCCUCUCAAUCCAACAAGAUACUCAUUUGCAGAUCUUCAAAAGAUGACAAAUGAAUUCGAGAAGAAGCUAGGCCAGGGAGGCUAUGGAAGUGUAUUCAAGGGUGAGCUUGAAAAUGGAGUGCCGGUGGCUGUGAAAGUGCUCGACCACUCCAAAGGCAAUGGAGAAGAUUUCACUAAUGAAGUCAACACAAUUGGGAGGAUUCAUCAUAUCAAUGUGGUUCGAUUGUUGGGUUAUUGUGCAGAUGAAUCAGACCGAGCUCUCGUCUACGAGUUCAUGCCAAAUAAGUCGCUAGAUAAAUUCAUUUUUCCAGCGAAUUCAAGGAGGCCGAAGCUUAGUUGGGGAAAGCUUCAAGAUAUUGCCAUUGGGGUUGCCAGAGGAAUCGAGUAUCUUCACCAGGGAUGUGACCAAAGAAUCCUGCAUUUUGAUAUCAAGCCACAAAAUAUCUUGUUAGACAUCGACUUCAAUCCUAAGAUAUCAGAUUUUGGCCUAGCAAAGCUUUUUCCGAAGAAGGAAAGUGUCGUGUCCAUAACUGCUGUCAGAGGAACCAUGGGUUACAUUGCACCAGAGGUCUACUUCUCCGGGAACAUUGGAAAUGUAUCAUAUAAAACAGAUGUUUACAGUUUCGGCAUGUUGUUAUUUGAAAUGGUUGGAGGUAGGAAAAACAAGGAUCUUACGGUGGAAAACACAAGCCAAGUUUACUUCCCUCAGUGGGUUUACAAUCGCCUCGCAGAUGGGGAGGAUUUGGGAAUUAAAGAGGAAAAAGAUGGAGAUGCUGACAUUGCGAAGAAAUUAUCAGUUGCGGCAAUCUGGUGCGUACAAUGGGAUCCGAGUGAUCGUCCUUCGAUGAGCACUGUGAUUCAGAUGUUGGAAGGAAGAACAAGAAGCUUACCCCUGCCACCGGAUCCUUUUGCUUCCCUUAGCUCAGAAGUGAGUGACAUGAAUGUCCCAUAAGCAGGCCAAUCCUGGUCAGAAUGAACGUGUGCUUGUGCACUAGCGAACCUAAGGACUUUUAUUUCGUAUUUUAGCAUAAAGAUUAUGAAAGAAUUGUGAAUUAUAGUGAUAAUUUAUGCAAUAUAAUAGUAUUCUGUUAAUCUGUUUGAUA
Messenger RNA from Theobroma cacao (cacao), 2241 nucleotides. Lineage: Eukaryota; Viridiplantae; Streptophyta; Magnoliopsida; Malvales; Malvaceae. The record is from RefSeq and is a predicted model, not a curated record.